AUGAUCAGAAGAAAUAUUGAUGUCACCUUAGGUCUUGUGAAUGGUACGAUUGGUACAAUAACUUCAAUUAUACGAAAUCCGAAGGAUAAUGAAGUAGAAAAACUAAAAAUAAAAUUAUCAUUUGGAAUUGAACAUACGAUAGAACAAAUUAGCGUUAAGUUUGAAGUAAUGGAUAGAGCGUUUGUUAUAAGAAAACAAUUCCCUAUAUGUCUAAGUUAUGGAAUGACUAUUCAUAAAAGUCAAGGACUGAGUUUAAAACAUGCCGUUGUGGAAGCUGGAAAUUCUGUUUUUACCUGCGGACAAAUAUAUGUUGCUCUUUCACGAGUAACUACGCUGAAUGGACUACAUCUUAUAAAUUANGAUCUUUCAUCUGUGAAAGCAAAUUGUCAAAGUAAUAAUACAGAUAGUGAUCUCACUUCAUGGUGCAUACGAGGAUUUUUAAAUCAAGAUAAUGUAUCAUGCUAUGCUAACGCUUCUAUUCAGUGUCUUUUAAAUUUUUCUAUUAUUAGAAAAACGUUAUUAUGUUUAGAACGGACAAAUGCUGUGAGAAAAUUACUGGAUAGCUAUAUCUCCAAUGAUAAAUUUAUAAAUGUAACUGAAGUGCNUAGACUGACAGGUGAGAAAUAUCUUCAACCUGUUAAACACGAUGCUGGCGAAUUUAUUGUACAGCUUAUUGAUAACAUACAAAGUGUAAAAAGAAUGACUGAAUAUCAUUUAACUACAACUUUGCGAUGUAAAGUAUGCAGUUAUACAACUAUGGAAACGCAUAGUACUUCUGUUCUUUUGGUACGUAUUCCUGAAACUAUAAAAAAGUCUUAUACUCUUCAAGAACUCAUACAGUUAAAUUUUUCAUUUUGGAAUAAUGUCGAAAAAGUAUUGUUGGAUGUCGAGGAAGGUCGGGUGGUCGAGAUGAAGUUCAGAACACGAACUU
Molecule: messenger RNA, 931 nt
Organism: Pseudomyrmex gracilis
Lineage: Eukaryota; Metazoa; Arthropoda; Insecta; Hymenoptera; Formicidae
Exons: 2
Molecular function (GO): ATP binding; helicase activity
Source: RefSeq, a predicted model, not a curated record